CCUCAGGCAGACACACCGAGGGACGGUGGUGUGUGAGGAGGAUCUGUGCGUAUUUACGCUCAGAGUGUGUGUGUAUGCGUCCGGGAAGCGUUGAAGAGCCCGCGGCGCGCAGACAAGACAGGAGUGCAGGACCCGGCAGAAAGUGAUAAGCCUUCAGAGAGGCGGAGGAGGUGGAGGAGUAAGAAGAUCCACCGGGAAGCUCGGUCAAUUGGCUUUGAUUUGUCCACCUCCACACGCAUCUCUCCCGGCUCACGUUUACGCGCGGCUGAGAGAGAAAGCGCACAGGUUGGUUUAGAAGAAGGGUCCGAUUGAGCUCGAGCGGCUCCAGAGAUUUGACCUUAUAUCAUUUUUAUUUUAGCAUCCCUCUUUUUUCCCCGUCACCCUGUCCCCUCUGAGUGAGGAGUGGCAGAGGGCGCGGGACGGGACAGCCGGGUGACGGAUCGCGGAGCUGCGCGCCUCCCCGGUGCCUGACCCACUGGAUGCGGGAUGAUGGAUUAACAGACAUCUCCGGACCCUGCCGCCUUUUCUUUUUUCCUUUCUUUUCCACCAACCCUGUCCACCUCGGGAUUAUUUCAGCUCACAUCGACCUCCCCUCCAUCCUUCUCGAGAUGACCGAGGAAUGUGUUCUGCGGUGCGUCCUGAUGCUCUGCUGUGCGCUCCUCUCCGCCAACGCCAGUAACUGGCUGUACUUGGCCAAGCUGUCGUCAGUGGGAAGCAUCAGGGAUGAGGAGACGUGCGAGAGGUUACGAGGCCUCAUCCAGAGACAGGUUCAGAUCUGUAAGCGCAGUGUGGAGGUGAUGGAUGCGGUGCGUCGUGGAGCCCAGCUGGCGAUAGAUGAGUGUCAGUUUCAGUUUCGGAACCGUCGAUGGAACUGUUCCACGCUCGAGACAAUGCCUGUGUUUGGCAAAGUGGUCACCCAGGGCACCCGUGAGGCAGCCUUUGUGUAUGCCAUCUCAGCAGCCAGUGUGGCGUUUGCGGUCACGAGGGCCUGCAGCAGCGGAGAGCUGGAAAAAUGUGGCUGUGACCACAAUGUACAUGGAGUCAGUCCAGAAGGGUUCCAGUGGUCGGGCUGCAGCGACAACAUUGCGUAUGGUGUGGCCUUUUCGCAGUCCUUUGUGGAUGUGAGAGAGAGGAGUAAAGGCCAGUCGUCCAGUCGGGCUCUCAUGAACCUGCACAACAAUGAGGCUGGACGAAAGGCCAUCCUGUCCCACAUGCGUGUGGAGUGCAAAUGUCACGGCGUCUCGGGCUCCUGUGAGGUGAAGACCUGCUGGAAAGCCAUGCCGCCAUUCCGCAAGGUGGGCAACAUCAUCAAGGAGAAGUUUGACGGCGCCACUGAGGUGGAGCAGCGCAAGGUGGGCACCACCAAAGUCCUGGUGCCUCGUAACUCCCAAUUCAAACCUCACACGGACGAAGACCUGGUCUACCUGGACCCCAGUCCAGAUUUCUGCGACUACGACCCACGCACGCCGGGUAUGCUGGGCACGGUGGGCCGCCAGUGUAACAGAACGUCAAAGGCCAUUGACGGCUGCGAGCUGAUGUGCUGCGGCCGCGGCUUCCAGACACAGGAGGUGGAGGUGGUGGACAGGUGCAGCUGCAAGUUCCACUGGUGCUGUUACGUCAAAUGCAAACAGUGCCGCAAAAUGGUGGAGAUGCACACCUGCCGGUGAUGGAAUCGGGAGCGUAGAAGGCACUGCUGAUGGACAAAACAAACGCCCCCACACGCUUUCUCAAUUAAAGGGCUUGAGGGAGCAAGGAGGACUUGUGAAGCUCCUUCUUCCCCUGACCGAACCCCCCACCCCGCUCGCCUACUACUGGUCAGAGGUCAAAGGUCAUUCUAUUCAUUUCAUGCCACCAUGUAUGGAUAUGGGUAGUUUAUGCAUGGGAUUUCCUACAAAGCUACAGAGGCAGAUUGUUUCUUCUCAAGUAGAGAGCAUCUUUCACUUUCAGUCCCCCUCCCUCACUCUCAUAUUUGAUUUGUGAUUGAUGCUUAUUAUUUUUGUAAUGUUUAACUUAUUUGUUGAGACUGACGGGGGGUGGACCUAGGAGGAGGGGACAGAUGAGCGGAGAUAAGGGACAAACUGGACCCAUGGGUGGGCAGGUGGAUGGGUGGGAUUAAGGGGUGGGGUCAAGAGGAGUGAUAUUUGCCCUCUCCUUGCUGCUGCUGCUUCGGUGACUCAUUUCAUGGAUGUCAAAAAAAGGGAGACGCCAAGUCUGUCAGAGGACUUGAACAACAAAGAGGAGCAUGUCGUGGAUGGACUUUCUGCGAUUUGCAUCCUCGGUGUAACAUGGCUGUGCCGCGCUGGGGUUCAGUUGCUGUUAGGUCAAUAUUUUACCCCCUGCAAUGCCCUGAUGCUGCUCCACUCACACACACAUACACACACACACACACACACUCUCUCUCUCUUUCCUGGAGGAUGAUGAUGUUGAUGAUGAAAAUGAUGAUGAUGAUGAUGAUGAACAGGUGAAAGCCACUGUCCGCUCCUUUCUUUCUGUCUUUUCUGUCGGCCAGUAGCACUGACAGGUGAUGGGCAUCAGACACAAAACACUCACACACUUCACUAAAACCAACUCCAAAACACCCCUGUAUUCAUCCAUCGCUGCUACCUGCAACAGGAAACCAGAAACCUUGUACUGAAACAGAUUCCAGAUCAGAUCUAAAAUGAACAUCGUGUUGUGAAAAUGUUGCGUGCCCAUUUGGAUUGAUUUAGAUCUUGGCCUCCUCCUGGACCCGCCAUCUGCCAGAUGUUAGUUGGCUUAACGCAAACACAAGUAAACACACAGCAACGUGCAUGCACCAGCAAACACACAGUGUAAACACACACAAAGGGGUCUGAGAGGGCUGCCGAGCAUGUUCACCAUGCAUGAUGACUGAAGCACUUUCUCUCCAAGCGCACAUAGAGCUCUCGCCCCACAACAAGCAUCCAACCACAUAUUCACUGUUUCUAUCUCUAUUUCUCUGACACACACAAACACACACACACACACACACAGUUUCUCAAGCCACUGUCAGGACUCUCUUGUUGUCUUGUACCACCACCAUAAAGCCAAGCUUCCUAUAAUAACGUGCUAUCAUUAUAGAUACAUACUGUAGAUCUGUAAAGACUUAUACACUGAAGAAGACUAUACUGCCUAUGAAUGUAUGUUAAUACGGAAUAUAUGCUGUGUCAAAAA
This is a messenger RNA of Paralichthys olivaceus (Japanese flounder), 3171 nucleotides long. It is a transcript of the gene wnt4, whose product is annotated as wingless-type MMTV integration site family, member 4. Gene Ontology annotation, molecular function: cytokine activity; frizzled binding. Gene Ontology annotation, cellular component: extracellular region. The record is from RefSeq and is a predicted model, not a curated record. NCBI's taxonomy places the organism in Eukaryota, Metazoa, Chordata, Actinopteri, Pleuronectiformes, Paralichthyidae. Gene Ontology annotation, biological process: multicellular organism development; canonical Wnt signaling pathway; cell fate commitment.